GUCAGCACAGCGCGCCCUCUGUUCUCCUUCUUCGUGUAUUUGUCAUGUGAUGUGGAGAGUAGAUCGUUUCAUGUGAAAAAAAAUAUACUUAAAUUAAUCACAGGACACUCGACGUUUAACAUCGCUCGCCAGGAUGGUACUCAUCGCUGCUGCGGUAUGCACCAAGGCAGGAAAGACCAUCAUUUCUCGACAGUUUGUCGAUAUGACGAAGGCAAGAAUAGAAGGCUUACUUGCUGCAUUUCCAAAAUUGAUGAGCUCGGGUAAGCAGCAUACAUUUGUAGAGACUGAAUCCGUCAGAUAUGUGUAUCAGCCUCUGGAGAAAGUAUACAUGCUGCUCAUCACCACUAAGGCCAGCAAUAUCUUAGAGGACUUGGAAACCUUGAGGCUUUUCGCAAGAGUACUGCCAGAAUAUUGCAACUCAAUGGACGAAGUUGAAAUAGCAGAGAAUGCAUUCAACUUGAUAUUUGCAUUUGACGAGAUCAUUACAUUGGGCUAUAGGGAGAGCGUCAAUUUGGCGUUAAUCAGGACCUUUGUAGAGAUGGACUCGCACGAAGAAAAGGUUUACCAAGCAGUCAGGAUGACGCAAGAGCGCGAGGCUAAAAACAAAAUGCGUGAGAAGGCCAAGGAAUUGCAGAGACAACGAAUGGAGGCUAACAAGAAGAGCGUCAAAAGUCCCGGAUUUGGCGGAGGAUACGGGAGCGGUGGCGUACCAGCUGCCGCGACUGUUGGUGAUUCGGCAAACUUUGUCCCUGAGCCAAUUAGACCUUCUUACAAGCCCAAACAGAAACCGUCGGUCAACGCUGGACCGGGUGCCAUGAAAUUGGGCGGCAAAUCUCGUGACGUGGACUCCUUCGUUGAUCAAUUAAAGGAGGAGGGGGAAAUCGUUAUGCCAGGAGUGCUAGCUGCUUCUGGAGCGAAACUGGCGCCGAUUACGCCGCAAAUGAUCAUUACGGAAUUGGUUCACUUGAGGCAAGAGGAAAGACUUAAUGUGCGCGUCGGUCGGGACGGAGGCUUGCAGCACUUUGAGUUGCAUGGUCUGGUGACCUUACAUAUCUUCGACGAGAAGUGGGGACGCAUUCGUGUGCAACUUGAGAACAGAGACACGAGAGGCAUUCAGCUGCAAACCCAUCCGAAUGUAGACAAGGAAUUGUUCAGAGCACGCGGGCAGAUUGGCCUGAAGGUGCCCACGAAACCGUUCCCAUUGAACACUGACGUCGGUGUCCUCAAGUGGCGUUUGCAGGCGCAGGAUGAAACAGCAUUGCCAAUCUCGAUAAAUUGCUGGCCUUCCGAGAACGGAGAGGGUGGUUGCGACGUGAAUAUAGAGUACGAGCUGGAACAGGCCGAUCUUGAGUUAAAUGACGUCCAAAUAAACAUUCCUCUGCCUAUGGGGUGCAAUCCUAUUGUUGGCGAAUGCGAUGGACAGUACGUACACGAAGCGCGGCGAAACACAUUAGUCUGGUCCCUACCGUUGAUCGACGCUUCGACAAAGUCUGGCUCGAUGGAAUUCUCAGCACCCUCUUCAAAUCCUGCGGACUUUUUCCCACUUCAUGUUUCUUUUUCAUCUAAAACGCCGUAUGCCAAAAUUAAGGUUAGCGAGGUCUUGCUCGUAGAAGAUGAGAGCCCUGUUAAGCAUUCGGUAGAAACAGUGUUCUUCACUGAUAAUUAUGAGGUCGUAUAAAACACAGUGAAUAAGAUAGAUGAAGUAUUUGAGGAAGAAGAAAAUAAAAAUACGGAAAGAGCGGGAGAAGAGAGGGGGGGAGAGAGAGAGAGAGAGAGAGAGAAAGAGAGAGAUAUAUAUAUAUGUUCACUUUUGUUUUCAACAAAAGGCAUGAAUGUUAUGAUCAGUGAUCGAUAUUGACCAUCAUUUAAUCUCUAAUUUUAUUUGCCAUACAAUCAUUCCUCUUGUAUGAUCAAUGAAGAAGAUAUAUUGGUACACAUCGUGCGGUAUAUUUACGUACUGUAUCGAUUUAUUGUUGGUAUUAAUUAGCUAUUAAUCCGGUGCCGAAUACUUGUAUAAGUCU
Molecule: messenger RNA, 2021 nt
Organism: Harpegnathos saltator (Jerdon's jumping ant)
Lineage: Eukaryota; Metazoa; Arthropoda; Insecta; Hymenoptera; Formicidae
Gene: deltaCOP
Product: coatomer subunit delta
Exons: 8
Coding region: 134-1678 (514 amino acids)
Biological process (GO): endoplasmic reticulum to Golgi vesicle-mediated transport; retrograde vesicle-mediated transport, Golgi to endoplasmic reticulum; Golgi localization
Cellular component (GO): COPI vesicle coat
Source: RefSeq, a predicted model, not a curated record